Ruditapes philippinarum (Manila clam) is the source of this 670-nucleotide messenger RNA. RefSeq names its product oxidized low-density lipoprotein receptor 1-like. Lineage: Eukaryota; Metazoa; Mollusca; Bivalvia; Venerida; Veneridae. Bases 101 to 670 code for a protein of 189 amino acids. The transcript is spliced from 3 exons. The record is from RefSeq and is a predicted model, not a curated record.
UUUUAAGAAUGAAGAUUUAUUGUCACGGUUGAAGAAAUACGAAGCAGAUCUGAUAUCACUGGAACAAGAUAAAAUAGUUAUACAAAGAGAGCAAGAUGAAAUGGCAAAUGAUAAAAUAACCAUACAGAAAGAACAAGACCAAGUUUUACAGGAGAGGGAGGCCAUACAAAAAGAACAAGAUGAAAUCGUAGAGAAUAAGCUAGCCAUACAAAUAGGGCAGGAACAAAUUUCCGAGGAAAAGUUAGCGAUACAAAAGGAGCGAGAUGAGAUGACCAAUGAAAAGUUAGAUAUUCAAAAGGACCGUGAACAAAUGGCAGAGAUAGUGAGUUCUUGUAAGGAAAAUAUGCUGGAGAUUGAAUCGAAGUUAGAAGAGACAACUGUCGAAUUAGAGGCCACCAGAGAAACAGUUCUGACAAUGAAAGAGGAAAUAGAUACAAUAUCUAAAGAGAAGGAAAAAGUUUCCUCCCACAAGGAGGAGCUAUUGGCACAAAACACAACACUGAAGAAUGAGGUGGAUAAAUUGGAAAAAGUUACCGCCCACAAGGAGGAGCUAUUGAAACAGAAUGCAACACUGAAGAAUGAGAUGGAUAAAUUAAGAGAAGAAAUAAAUGAACAUAAUGCUACAAUCAAACAACUUAAGGAAGACAUUGAAUCAAUGGAUAAUAGGUAA